Messenger RNA from Plasmodium malariae, 741 nucleotides. Lineage: Eukaryota; Apicomplexa; Aconoidasida; Haemosporida; Plasmodiidae. The record is from the annotation of a RefSeq genome assembly.
UGCUCUCUUAACAAAUCUUUGGAUAGAAGCUACGAUCAUCACAAAACUAUAUAUAUAAGAUCUUUUCGUUUACUGGAAAAAUAUAUUCAGGAUAAGGAUUCAAGAGGUGUAGGAUUAAAAGAAGUAAUGCUAAAUAAUAAAAUUAAGGAAAAACAAAAGUAUAUAUCUAAUAAUAUGGAAGAGCACUUGGGAAUAAAGAAAAGAACAAAUGGAAGUUCAUCAGUGUUUUCGGAUGUGAUAAACUACUCAUGAAAAAAAAAUCUUGUAAAAUUAUUCCAAUUUAGAAAAAAAAUAUUCAAAGAACUUGAUUACGAACAUUUUCUUAGAUAUAACAGAACAAUUACCAAUAAAGUUUACAAAAAAAUAAUACUUAAAAAGUACAGAUUACGAAUGGUUUUACCUCUAUUAUUGUUUUCCUUACUAAUAAUACCAAUUAUAUUACAUAUAUCUGGGAGUUUUGCACUUGUAUGUGAGUUCUACAAGGCAUUGAAUUCGAACUUUGGAGACGGUUGUAUGGGUCCUUUAAAAAAUUGGUUAUGGAAAUCCCCUUUAUGGUGGUUGGGUAGUAUAGUAAUAGAAGCUCAAAAAGAUAAGAAAAUGUCUUUCAUUGUUAUUCCUUUUUUUAGCAGUAUAAUUUAUUUUCUACCUCUCUUUAUAUUUGGAGUUACAAUUAUAUUACGAAUUGUAUAUUACCACAAAAAAGUUAUAAAAUAUGAAAAAAUUAAGAUCAAGAAAAGGUAA